CUACUCGACCGAAGAUGCACCCAGAAGAGAUACAAAAGAAGCUGGACGAGAGGAAGGCACGUGCCGCGUCACGUGGUUUCACCCACGAGUAUCAGAACGCGCGGGAACAAGUGGUCAAUACUAUCUGCCAUAAGCAACUCGCUCCAGCUACGCUCCGCAACUAUGAGAACACAGUGUUAAACUGGGCACUAUGGAGACUUUCUCGUAAUGAAGCGACAAACGCCAACUUCUCCAAAGAGGAGCCCGAUCCCACCCCGCAGCUGUUGAAAUCCUUUGCAGAAGACUACAUUGCCACAAGGAAAAAAUUGCCCUCACAGAAAUCUGCAUGUCUGAACUUCAUCAAUUUCACGUCGAGGUGGGAGCGAGAAACUUCUCGCUCUCUACCGGGCCCAGUUAAGGAAGAUGUUCUCAACUACAUCAGGCAGGACCUGACUGUCAAGUAUAAGCUUACAACAAAGCCGCGGGAACGAUACAUGGUUACAGCUAAGGAUAUAGACUACCUUCUUCGUGGCCUAUUCGGGGACGAUUGGCAUGACUAUAGACACGAGCGGGCUCGGCACCUCACUUUUAACAUGAAAUGGAGCUCGAAAGAUGGUGAGCUCAAACGUUGGGUGACGAUUGAUCCUCAGUUCCUGAAAGGAAAGCGUUAUAAAGACGACGGAUCUUUACCCAAGAAUUGGUUCAGGGAAAACCCGAUCCUCGGAUUCAACUUUGUGUUCUGGGUCAUAGUGCAUGGCGUCGCCGAUGGUGCCUUCAAGGGACUCAGGACGGCAGAAGAAGUUCUGGCAGUAAGACCCCCGAAAGGAAGGGAAUCGUAUACACUUGAAUGGGAUGAGGGGAAAAGAGGACUCCCUUUUUUUAGGAUGGUAACCCCGGAUGGUCCCCUUCCCACAAGGGCAUUGACAUUCUCCUCUCUGCGGCAUAAUUUUACGAGCCUGGCUCAGCGAGAGUGCUUCAAAGACCAGCUGCGUGUGCAUGGAAUUCGUGCGAAUGUUGCGAAUUGCAUCGAUCCCAAGGCUUCGGAAGCCACUCGUGGCCAGGCCCUCGACCAUCAGAAUCAUGAUACCUACAUCAAAUACCAAUCUGUGCUAAAGUCAUUGGAUAUUCAGGCCCUUGUCUAUGACUUGGAGCCAGAUUAUGAAUGCCGAAACAUGGAGCAAAGUAUGGCUCACCAUCGAGACCCCAAUGCCCCAAUGAAACUGGACGCAGCUUCUAUCGACGUAUUCGAGAAUACAGACGAAAUCAAAAUGAUAAAUGAGAAAAUCCAUCUCUUGACGUCUCAGAUGUCGGGUCAGCCUCUAAUGCAUCCUGAUCUUGAUGCUGAGCGCACAAGUCUCUACAGCAAGAAAUCAAAGCUGCGCCUAGCUUGGAAAAAGAAUUUUAUACAAGAAUGGUGGCACUCUGCCUACGACGAAUACAUAUCUGGAAAUGAAUUCACCGAGCGUGAUAAAACAUCCCUAUUUCAGAUAUUCAAGAAAUACCUCCCAGAGCGCGCAAGGCUUCGAGAAGCACUUUUUAAAGAGGCUACAUUGGAUAGCGUCAUCGGGCGACAAUGCCUGGAUGAUAUGGUCAAACUCUGUAUAUCCACGGAGCGCGUGGUAUACUAUCCAGGACUCUAUCCAGUGGAGAAUUGCUGUCCAUUCUGCUCCAUGCCUAUUCUAGAACAAUCUUUGGGUGGCUCACCGUACCAACAGCGCUAUGGCAAUGGGAAGCGUGCACAUCGGCGGGUACAGCGUAAUUUUGUUCAAUUCUGCUAUCUUUGUGCAAAUAUCUGCUGCGGUGAAGGAGAGUGGAAGACCCAUUGUCAAACACAUCUGAAUGAACUACAUCCUCGAUGUGGUAUUUUAACGCUCCGUUAUACCCUUGUUGCACCUGGCUUCUGUCCAUUCUGCUUGGGCGAUGAAGGGAAAGAACCGGAUGAGAGGUUUCAACAAUGGCUGGUCAAGUCAACACUUCUCAAUCACAUCGACAGCCAUUUUGAGGCUUUGAAAGCUUCAACUACAUUCAUCUGUCCACAUCCAUGCUGCCAGGAAAGGGAUUAUCAUGACACCUCGGGCCUUCGUCGCCAUUUCUUCGACGCCCACUCCAUUGAAGAGCCUCGUUCCAAUUGUAUCAAACGAAAAAGGAAGUGGCAGGAGGAACCGGAACUCGAUCUUGAAAUCAAGGAUUCCCAGACUAGUUACGUUCCUGCAGAUAGCCAAACAUCUUCCAUACCAGAGGAGAGUGAUGGCCUACAGAGCUUUGAAGACACAAGCAUGUUUGACAUGGAAGAACUCAUGGAGGAGUUUACGCAUUACAAUAAUCAUCAGGUACAUCGUGAAGAGAAAGAAGCCUGCGCAUGA
Molecule: messenger RNA, 2342 nt
Organism: Penicillium manginii
Lineage: Eukaryota; Fungi; Ascomycota; Eurotiomycetes; Eurotiales; Aspergillaceae
Exons: 7
Coding region: 15-2342 (775 amino acids)
Source: RefSeq, a predicted model, not a curated record